This is a messenger RNA of Aspergillus vadensis CBS 113365, 627 nucleotides long. RefSeq lists its product as uncharacterized. The transcript has a single exon. Bases 251 to 586 code for a protein of 111 amino acids. The record is from RefSeq and is a predicted model, not a curated record. Lineage: Eukaryota; Fungi; Ascomycota; Eurotiomycetes; Eurotiales; Aspergillaceae.
ACAAAACAAGGAUGGGAUUAUGGUUAUUCAUUCACCCUUUGCGACGGCCAUCCAGGGCGAGAAUGCGAGGGUGACAGCCGUUUGUGCCCGAAUGACUGGGUGAGAAGGAGACUAAGUCGACUAACAAGUAGAAAACUGCACGAAAUUCGAGGGUUGAGGGGCCAGUGAGACCCACCGGCUUGCCGUAUUGGGAUAACCGGACAACGAACGACGGGAGACUAGUGCCCAAUCGGGGAUAGUGUCCGUGCAAAUGGAGGAGAAACGCGAAAGUCGCAAUUCCAUUCAGUCUCGCUUUUUCCUCUUUUCUUGCAAUCGCAUUUCAUGGCUCUCACUUCUCCCGGUGGUUACUGCGGCUUUCUUGCUCAUCAAACCUUACCCCGGCUUGCUUUCCCCGUUUUAUCUCCUAAUUUCAACAUGCUGCCUCGAAAUAGAAAUAGAAAAUACACACCCGAAAAGGACCGAUGCUGCUCCGAGCAUGUCAGUGGGACUACGAAGAUGGUCUCCCCGCCAGGCCAGACUCGCCCCGGUGGGUGGAACUGAACUAUCUAUUUGGCAUGUCACGGUUACUUGCGACGGUUUGCUGUAAUCACCCAUGGUUCCUCGGGCACAAUUAAGCUAUCGCUCUUU